AUGCGAACUUGGCUGAUUCUUUCGCUUCUGUGCCUGUUGGCGUUGGGCGCGUAUUCGCCGCGCAAAAGCGUCGACAAGGAAAAAGCAUUGGCGAACAAGAAGAAGUCAGAGCAACCAUUAUCUGGGGAAAUGGAUGAGGGUGACAUUCCGGAAAGGAAACUGGAUGAAAUCGCAAUCGAUGCGGGUUUUGAUGAUAUGAAGUCGCGAAAGAAGCCGUCUGGAAAACCGGAUUGGUCGAAUUAUAAGGAUUGGACAGUGAUUCGGAUUGGAGAUACAAAACGUAUGAUUGAAUUGAAAGAUGAAUUAAAACGUGCACCACCUGAGGAUGUUGCAAGGCUUAGGAAACAAAUUCAGGAAGAGGAUGAGGCUAAUGACGAUGAUCAUCAAUAUCAGGCGUGCAGCAUGAGUGAUAAGGAAGAGGACCAGCUGUGUCAUUGCGAUGGGGAUGAAAUUGAUUGUAGCAAUGUAGUUUUGGAUGAUGAUGACCCGAGAUUGAGAACAGCCAAUUUGAAAAUCAUGAAGAAGAAAUUCAAACCGAUUAUUGCCAACUUCUCUAGCAACGCUGUUUCUCGUCUCCAGGAGAAGAAAGUGCUGCCCGGAUUCGAGAAAUACGUUUCAGUACUGGAUUUCACCGAAAACGAAAUUCGUUACAUUGAUGGUGAUACCUUUGUACCGUUUACGAAUCUAUCGAAAUUGAGCCUUCGCCGGAAUAAUCUUCGUGUCGCAAAACAGAAAUGGUUCACUCCAAUUGGUAAGACACUUCAUCGAUUGGAUCUCAGUUACAACGGAAUCCUUUCUUUCCCAAAAGGCGUAUUCUCGGACUUGAAAAAUCUGAAAAAAUUGAUUAUUGAUGGAAAUCCGAUUAGAGAAUGGAGCAAGGAAGUUUUUGAAGGGUUGGAGAACUUGGAAGAAUUAAGCAUGGACGACUGCAACAUCAAAGAGCUUCCUGGAGAUGUUUUUAGCAAUUUGCCAAAAUUGCGGGGCAUUUCACUGCGAUUGAAUCCAUUUGAGGAAAUCCCGAAAGCGAUUGUUAAAACUACUCAGCUUAAAGAGAUUGAUUUGAGCGAGACUAACCUUGUGGAAAUUCGUGAAAACUCAUUCGUUCAUCAUCCGAACCUUGAGGAGCUUUAUUUAGAGGAAAUGAAGUUUUUGUCGGUGGUUCGGGAUUGCGCGUUUUGUGGUCUCUCCAUGUUAAAGACGUUGUACCUCAACGAUAAUGCAAAGUUAUUCGAAAUUAACCCCAAUGCAUUUGGACUUGAAGGAGCGGAACCUGGAUACAAGGCGACAGCGCUGGAAGAAUUGCAAAUUCACAAUUGCAAUUUGACCAAUAUCAGUGAAGUGAUGGUCGAUUUUGAUCACCUCAAAAAGCUAACGGCCGGUGGAAACCCAUGGACUUGCGAUUGCUUCAACUCGUUCCUUUUUAAAAUCAACACCCAACAACUGGAAACGGACCCACUUCAUGUGACAUGCAUUCCUGUUGGUGAGACUGAAGCUGCUUCGCCAGUAUCGAUUCGAACCUACCUCAACAAGUGCAGUAAACCUGGAGUCACCUCACGUCUUUACACCGUCAUUAUCCUGUUUAUGGUUGUCAGCGCGGUUAUUGGAAUCGUCUAUAUUGGUGUGGUUAAAAGAGGCUUCCAUAAGAUUUAUCAAAGGCUUCAAACUCACACAGUACCGGAUGUGACCUAUUCAAACCUUACGGACAAUUUUGAGGAUGGAAUUAGUCUUGACACCGAUUUCAACCCAAGGCCUGCUGAAGUCUAA
Caenorhabditis bovis is the source of this 1764-nucleotide messenger RNA. The record is from the annotation of a GenBank genome assembly. NCBI's taxonomy places the organism in Eukaryota, Metazoa, Nematoda, Chromadorea, Rhabditida, Rhabditidae.